CGCGAGUUCGCGACGUAUCGAAAGAUCCCUCGAGACUCGAUGUAUCGGUCGCUUCGAGAUUCGACGCACCGACCGUUUCGAGAGAUCGAUGCAUCGAACGGACUAUUUUUAAAUAUUCAGCACGGCCAGAAAAUUCGAAUGCAACGCGAUUAAAGGAAAGAAACAUCAUCGACGCCUCGUUGUACAUUAAUGACCGUUACAAACGAUGCAUCGAGGCGCACGGUAUAUCGGAAUUGAACUUGAACGCGUACAAUCGAAGUCGGAGCUUCGACCGCGUCAGGGUAUCGAUAUUCGUGAACGUGAAUUACGUUUCCGACGGUUGCUGGUUACAUACGCAUGUUCGUCCUCGCCGUUCCUGAUGUAGAAACCGAGCCGAUCGCCAGGUCGUCUGUGCACAGUCGUCGGAACAAAGAUGCAGACGCUUUGUUGAUCAGACUCUCCGGAUAAACGAGGAUCCUUUGCUGUACGGAAUAUUCUCGCUCGUUCGCGAUCAGCGGAACAUAACCUACAAAACGGACCGAGGUUUUCGCUGGAAGAAACUUUUUGGAGUAACGUGAUUGCCGUGAUUUAUACAGAGUGAGAGCGACGUUAUUUAUGUUUAACUGACGACAAAGUUAUCGACGGAAAGCCGAGUAAAGGGGAUACGAACGAUGUACACGGUACAGUUCUCCGGUUUGUUGCUGAAACGGUACCAUAGAGGUUACGUUCAGACUGGUACCAGAUUAACACCUUCCUUCCGGCAUUACGGAAAUUAUGGGAAAUUCCGCGAAUGCCCGAAGAAGAUAAGCCUCUGGCUCAGAGAACGGAGCGGUCGUGUGGCCGAAGCUUGUGUCCGUCAGUUCGAAUUUAUCGCUGCGCAACGGUUACGCAGGAGCUUGCAAAUAUUCCAUUUGCGCGCGCGUAUGUGGGAGAAGGUUGUGCUCAAAGAGUUUAUGAAGUCCUGGAGGAAUCGUUCUCUCAGGAAUAGUAAACGUCUCUUAACUAGCACUAUCGGUGUGACAGUGUUUAAUUGGGAGCAUGAGAGAAUAAGCGACGAAGAGUUGAAUAGUUACAAGCAGGAAAUCGAAGGGAUUUACAAGUUGCGAGACAGCACUGUGGUUUGUCCGAGUUGUCAGCUGAGAAUCGUGAUAGAUGUUCAACAGCCAGGCAUCAAAUAUUGUACGUGUAGGGAUAAGAUCAGCGCAUCCUCCAACCAAGACCCGGAUGGAUGGAGGCCGUACAUCGAACGAGAAGAUAUGCUCAUAUGGAGAAGGAAAGAACCCAAUGCCGGGGGAUUGUACGCGUACAAAGUGUACGGUUCAUUCGCAGACGUUACCGCUGAGGACUUCCUACAGACGCAGAUAGACGUCGAUUACAGAAGGAACUGGGACCCGACUGCUCGGGAAUUGCGAGUCAUAGACACAGAUCCGAUGUCGGACCCGACCGGCACCGAUCGUUCCGACAUCUUAUACUGGGAAACGAUAUGGCCAAGAUUAUUCGCGAAUAGAGACUACGUGUAUCAAAGAAAAUGGGUCGUCGACAAAGACAGGCGGUUGAUAAUUAUCAUCAGUAAGGGAACCGAACACCCCGACGCGCCGAUCAAACCAGGGAUAUACAGAGUCUCGACGUAUUGGUCAUACAUGGUGAUAAGGCCUUAUACAGAAUUCCACGAACCUGGCAUUGAAUUUGGAUUGACCUACUUCGACGAUCCCGGUGUAAAUAUUCCAACCGCGGUUACUGCGUGGGUCGCGAUGACAGGGUUACCGGACUUUUUAAUCCGUAUGAGAGAGGCGUCGAAGAAUUAUCAACGUUACAAGGAGAGUUUGGACUCGUUCAAUACUAGUUACGUUUCCUUGAAAAUGGAGAAUGUCCAGGAGGAUAAAGUUCCUGAAUGUUGUGCUCCGAAUUUGGAAAGGGACGAAACGCUGCGGAAGGAGGUGACCGCUAGUGUUACGGAACAGACGGAUAUGUUCAAGUUCAAAGAAGACCAGCCACGGGAAGAGAACGACGCGGAGGAGGAAGACGAAGAGAACGAAGACGGUGUAAGUUCAACCAAGGAAUGUAGAGGGUUAUUAGGUUAUUUUUUCCUUGCGAAAUUGUUCGCAUGGUAGGAACAAAUUGAUUGCUGUCGGUAGAAUGAUAUUAACGCAACCCCGGAACGGGCAGAAAAGUCGGAAUCAACGAUACUCGCGGACCCGAGUGAAUGUGGUGUAUGCAUAUUUGCCCUCGUUUCAUCGCAUUAUUGUGUCUAUAUAAUUGCCAUACUGACGCACAUGUCUAUACAUACACGAAUAUCAUACGGAAAUACCAGAUAGCAUUUUGCAUUCGAACAGAACUCAUUUCUCUGUCGUAUAUUUACCAACUUCGAUCUUCGUCAUUUCGAACGAAUCUCGACUCAUUCUCGUAUGUAUGCACAUGAACAUCUCGUCGGAGGAUUUUGCGGAAUAAACUUUGUUAGACAACAAAUAACUGGAAUUGUACAAAUCAAAAUAUUUUGUUGUAACAGUGUAUAUACUAUAAUUGUAGUAUAAAUAUAGAUGUAUAAAAUACUAAACUUAUUUAAUAUACACAUGCAUGCGCGCGAAUUUGUCAUACGUAUCGUACAUUUAUAGUUGUUAUAUAUAUGUAUAUAUAUGUGGUGAGUGGAUACAUGUGUGUAAUGUGUGUGCUCGAUGUACACAUACGUAUACAUAUUAUAUGGUAUAAAUUUUAAUUGAACAGUCCACACAACGCAACACUGCACAAAGCAACUCUUUACACUCCGAUAAACAAACUACGGAAGCAGCUGUGUACAAAUCGUUUUUAUAGAAUUUGGGCAACAGUUGCGUGUCGUGUACCUGAAACAACGCAUUUCACUGAACUCUAUUUCCAUGUGUGUGUAUGUUUUCAUUCUAUAAAAGCCUAUUUUUUUUUUAUUGUUACCUCUAUCCUAAUAAAAU
Molecule: messenger RNA, 2918 nt
Organism: Nomia melanderi (Alkali bee)
Lineage: Eukaryota; Metazoa; Arthropoda; Insecta; Hymenoptera; Halictidae
Product: stAR-related lipid transfer protein 7, mitochondrial
Molecular function (GO): lipid binding
Source: RefSeq, a predicted model, not a curated record